CCGGAACAAACUGUCAAGCUAAAUGUCAAAGUAUCAAUGGAAAUGUCAAAUCUGUAAACAAGAAUUUCGUGGAUGUUUGUUUUUUAACGGAAUCAUAUGUGAAAUAAACAAUAAAUAACAGUUUGUAUUGAGUAAGAAGUUUAUUGAAGUUAUUUUAGAUGACUCUUGGACGUAAAUACCAGCAAUCUUCCGGGAAUGCUGGGGAGGCUCGUAAGGUAUAUUCUAACCAGUCGAAGGUCGGGACUCUAUCUGGUUGCUCGUCUUCUGUAUCACUGUGCGACAUGAUUGAGCCACCUGACUAUGAGGAGGUGUGUGACCGGCUCAUGGGGGAGAAGGACCCCCUGGCCUACCCAGCUGUGGACAUGGAGCUCUGCAACGUGCCUCGCCGCAUCAGAACCAUCAACCAUAUCCUGCCUGAUGAAGAUCUCGCAAAAGCCCCGAUGUUUGUCCGCGACUGUAUCCGAUCCUACACGACGGACUACACGGUGGUGGAGUACAAGUACCGCGCGUACUCGGGCUCCGCUUGCGGCCGGGAGCGGCUCAGUGAGCGCCUGGAGCGCCUGCAGGCCGGCCCUAAGCACCAUUACGAGGUGGACGCCGAGCCAGCUAGUAUUGAGGAACAUCAGUCUGAAUCUCAACCAUCAAGCGGGCGCCAGUCAGUGGCGUCGAUGUCGUCCUCGUCCUCCUGCAACGAGACCCUCACUCCACGCGGCUCCUGGGCCAGUCUAGACCUUCGGAGCUCCUCCUCAGACCCACUUCUACCGGAUCUCUUUGAAAGGAAACCUCCGGAACAGAUUGAUGCUCUCAAUGAAGCUAGGAGAUUAGAAAACCGUCAAGCUGAUCUCCUAGGAUUAUACACUCCGUAUUUGGAUGAGGAGGAAGCGGUGGAACGGAGACUGGCGGCCGAGAUGCCGAGCGAGAUCAUGGGGCACAGGAUCUUGGUGGUCUGCCAUCAGCUCAAGCUGGAGCUAGACGUGGAGCCUCUGUUCGCGUCCAUGGCGGUGUACGACGCGAAGGAGAAGAAGAAACUGUCGGAGAACUUCUACUUCAACCUGAACUCGGAGUGCACGCGCCAGAUGUUGUCCGCGCACGUGGCGCACGCCGACCUGUCCACGCUCAGCCGCAGCGCCGUCUUCGACCUCGUCAACCCCUCGCCAGACAUGUUCCUCGUCGUCCGCGUCGAGAAAGUCCUCCAAGGCGAUGUCAAUGAGUGUGUUGAACCGUAUAUCAAGGACGAUAAGAACCGCGAGAAGGUCCGCGCGGGCGCGGCGGCGGCGUGCGGUCGACUGGGCAAGUACCGCAUGCCGCUGGCGUGGAGCGCGGUGUCGUUGCUGAACAUCCUCAGCGGGUCCAACAGCCUCGAGCGGGACCACGACAAGGACAGCCUCACGCCCGCCACCAAUACUAAUAGUCUCGACCGUAAAGCGUCCUCCAGCAGUUUGGAGCAGCUCCGUCGUCGUGCCGGCGAGGUGGGAGGCUCCCUCACUCGCAAGGGAUCCAUCGAGAGACGCGCGCCCACCCAUCAUGCAGACGACCUCGCCAACCAACUCGACUCAUUCAAACCCAUCGCUAUUACCGUCACUAGCUUCUUUAAACAGGAAACGGACAAACUCCGCGAUGAAGACCUGUACAAGUUCCUGGCUGAGAUAAAGCGGCCCAGCUCCGCGCCUAAGAAGCUCAAAUGCAUCCCCGGCACGUUGAAGAUAGAAGUGUCUCCUUGCCCUGAAGAGCUGAAGAAUGGACUCACGCCAGAGCUCGCGAAAUUACAUCCUUAUGGCGACGACAACGUGCGUCCGUGCAAGGAGAUCCUCCCGUUCCCGAGCCAGGCCCCGGCCGUGCCGCACUACCACUACCGCAGCCUGCUGUACCUGGCCGUCAAGGAGAUCAACCUCAACGCCUACACUAGCAGGACUGGAUCUGCGCGGAAUAUUACUGUCCGCAUCCAGUUGAUGUCAGGUGAGGGCGAAGGCUCGGCCCUGCCAGCUAUAUUCGGCCGCAGUUCCUGUCCAGAGUUCACCAACGAGGCGUACACCACCGUGCUCUACCAUAACAAGAACCCGUCUCUAUACGACGAGAUAAAGCUGAAGCUCCCAGCAGACCUGGGCGACCAGCAUCAUCUACUGUUCACGUUCCUGCACGUCUCCUGUCAGAGGAAGCCAGUCGCGCCUGACCAGGAGAAGAACCUCGAGACCCCUGUUGGAUACUCUUGGCUCCCUCUAUGCCGUAACGGCAAGCUAACGUGCGGUGACUUCAGCCUCCCAGUAAUGUUAGAGGAGCCUCCACCCAACUACUCGUACAUAUUCCCCGACGUACAACUGCCCGGGACGAGGUGGAUCGACAACCAUAAACCUAUAUUCAACAUCACGCUCGAUGCUCACACCACUGUACAUCCGCUGGACGGCUAUAUCGAGCGAUUUGCAAUGGCUUGCGAGGCAGUACAGGAAGGUAAUAUACCACCUCGUAUUGGACUCGCCAACAUGGAAGCCGAGCUGCGGGCCAGUAUAUCGGAGCUGCCGACGGCGAGCGUGGAGGUGGUGGCGCGCUACCUGGCCGUGCUGCUGGACAAGCUGCUGCACCUGCUGCUGGCGCCGCCCGCCCUCGCGGGACACGCGCUCAACAUCGCGCAGGACGUCUUCACCUGCCUCGCGCAUAUAUUCACCGACAUAUCGAACAUGAACGAAGGUGCAACCUGUGACAACCACGGCCGCAGUAGUCUGAUCAGCACCUACAUCCAGUACCAGUGCACCAUACCUCGACCCUCACUCACUGACAGAGACAUCGGCCUGCCACUGCCCCCUGCAGUAAUGACGGACGGGUCUUGUAAGAUCUUGCACGAGGAGCUAGCGUUGCAGUGGGUGGUGGCUUCCGGAGCCACCAGGGACCUCGCCAUGCAGAACUCUUGGGCCCUAUUCGAGCUGAUGGUGAAAUCGAUGGUAGAAUACUUGUACUGGAGCGGCGCUCACGAGGCGAGGCGCAAGGCUCGCUUCCCCGACCAGUUUACUGAUGACCUCACCACGCUCGUCAAUAAUGUUACCACGGAGAUCAUCUCAAGAUACGGCAAGGACAGUCGCCUCACCCAGAGCCUGAACAACAGCCUGGCAUUCUUUCUGUUUGAACUGCUAAGUAUAAUGGACCGCGGCUACGUCUUCAACCUGAUUCGAACCUACUACAAGCAGAUGUGCGCUAAGAUAGCCUCGUUGCCUGACGCUGUGCCCCUUGUUCACUAUAAGCUGGCGUUCCUGCGCAUCGUAUGUUCGCACGAGCACUACGUGUCGCUGAACCUGCCGGCGGGCGCGGGCGGCGUGUCCCCGGCCGCGUCGGCGCAGUCGCUGGGCUCGCAGUCCAGCGCGCCGCCGCGACACGCGCUCGGACACGAGUUCCGCUCGCGGCACUACCUGGCCGGCCUCCUGCUCACCGAGCUCACCAACGCUUUGGACAUGCAGUCUCCAGUUCUCCAAUGUGCAGCAGUGACAGGUGUACUAUCCCUCCUGACUGCCCAUGACGCCGACCCUCGACUGUCCGCGCCGGACGUGAAGGCUCGCGUGGCAGCGUUAUACCUGCCGCUACUAGGCAUCGCCAUGGAUGCUCAUCCACAGCUGUAUAGGGGAUUCUCUACUAACAAAGAGGUACUACAACUGGACAGUGAAAUAGGACAGUUCAGUAAUUUGUAUACAGCGUCAUCUCCAGAGGGCGAUUUUAAACAGGCGAUUUACGAUGAGCGUGGUCCCCAGGGCGGGCGGGCGCCGUUCAACAGCGAGACGAGCCGCAACCUGGUGAUGUGCGUGGUGUGGGUGCUGAAGUGGGCCGAGCGCGCCGCGCUGGCCGCCACCGUCGCCGACCUCCCCCCGCACGCGCUGCACGCGCUGCUCGCGCUCAUCGACCUCGCCUUCCGCUGCCACGAGUACAAGGGUCGUAAAGAAAUACUGAAGUGCGCACAACAGAACGUGCGCAAGACGACGGACAUCAAGGCGAAGCUGGAGGACGUUAUACUGGGACAGGGGUCCGCUCGGAACGACUUCAUUAUGAGGAGGAAAGGGGCGUGCCGGCGCGAGCGGUGGCGCAAGGAGCAGUGGCGGGGCGGCGGGCGCGCGGAGGGGGGCGCCCCGCCCGCGCCGCAGCCCGCGCUGGCCGCCGCGCUCGCCGCCGAGGUCUCGCUCACGCUGCUGCAAGCGCUGGAUACCAUUGUGCAGUCGUGUAGCAGCCUGGAGUGUGGGCAGGCAGUAUGUAGCGCCGCCCUGCAGGUAUUACUACGCGCACUACAACGCAACCAGAGCGGCGCCGUGCUGCAACAUAUGUUCGCCACGCUCAGGGCGCUGAUAGUCAAGCUUGGUUGGUCGUGUUGCGGCGAGGAGUCAGGUAUCUGCCGCGUCCUGCUGCGGCACUGCGCCGCGCUGUCCGCGUGUACCAGGGCGCAUGCCUCCGCCACGCUCUACGCACUCAUGCGACAACAUUACCAGCUUGGGAACAAUUUUAGCCGCGUAAAGAUGCAAGUGACAAUGUCCCUGUCCUCCCUGGUGGGCACGUCCACCACCUUCAGCGAGGAGUCGCUGCGACGAGCGCUGAAGACUAUACUCGUGUACGCUGAGCAUGACUCCGAUCUAGCUGAUACUACGUUCCCGGAACAGGUGAAAGACCUAGUGUUCAACCUGCACAUGAUCCUAUCGGAUACGGUGAAGAUGAAGGAGUUCCAAGAAGACCCGGAGAUGUUGCUGGACCUCAUGCAUCGCAUAGCGCGCGGGUACCAACAUAGUCCGGACCUCAGGCUCACAUGGCUCAAUAAUAUGGCACAGAAACAUAUGGAGCGCUCGAACCACACGGAGGCGGGCAUGUGCCUCGUGCACGGCGCGGCGCUGGCGGCCGAGCAGACGCAGGCGGGCGGCCGCGGGGCCGCGCUACUCGCCUCCGUCACGCACAACGCGCUCGACGAGAGCUGCGCCGACGCCCUGCACCACCAUCUCACGCAUCUCGAACUGCAGGUACGUCACUCAGUCUACCGACACAUACAGACGCAGGCGGGCGGCCGCGGGGCCGCGCUACUCGCCUCCGUCACGCACAACGCGCUCGACGAGAGCUGCGCCGACGCCCUGCACCACCAUCUCACGCAUCUCGAACUGCAGGUACGUCACUCAGUCUACCGACACAUACAGACGCAGGCGGGCGGCCGCGGGGCCGCGCUACUCGCCUCCGUCACGCACAACGCGCUCGACGAGAGCUGCGCCGACGCCCUGCACCACCAUCUCACGCAUCUCGAACUGCAGGUACGUCACUCAGUCUACCGACACAUACAGACGCAGGCGGGCGGCCGCGGGGCCGCGCUACUCGCCUCCGUCACGCACAACGCGCUCGACGAGAGCUGCGCCGACGCCCUGCACCACCAUCUCACGCAUCUCGAACUGCAGGUACGUCACUCAGUCUACCGACACAUACAGACGCAGGCGGGCGGCCGCGGGGCCGCGCUACUCGCCUCCGUCACGCACAACGCGCUCGACGAGAGCUGCGCCGACGCCCUGCACCACCAUCUCACGCAUCUCGAACUGCAGGUACGUCACUCAGUCUACCGACACAUACAGACGCAGGCGGGCGGCCGCGGGGCCGCGCUACUCGCCUCCGUCACGCACAACGCGCUCGACGAGAGCUGCGCCGACGCCCUGCACCACCAUCUCACGCAUCUCGAACUGCAGGUACGUCACUCAGUCUACCGACACAUACAGACGCAGGCGGGCGGCCGCGGGGCCGCGCUACUCGCCUCCGUCACGCACAACGCGCUCGACGAGAGCUGCGCCGACGCCCUGCACCACCAUCUCACGCAUCUCGAACUGCAGGUACGUCACUCAGUCUACCGACACAUACAGACGCAGGCGGGCGGCCGCGGGGCCGCGCUACUCGCCUCCGUCACGCACAACGCGCUCGACGAGAGCUGCGCCGACGCCCUGCACCACCAUCUCACGCAUCUCGAACUGCAGGUACGUCACUCAGUCUACCGACACAUACAGACGCAGGCGGGCGGCCGCGGGGCCGCGCUACUCGCCUCCGUCACGCACAACGCGCUCGACGAGAGCUGCGCCGACGCCCUGCACCACCAUCUCACGCAUCUCGAACUGCAGGUACGUCACUCAGUCUACCGACACAUACAGACGCAGGCGGGCGGCCGCGGGGCCGCGCUACUCGCCUCCGUCACGCACAACGCGCUCGACGAGAGCUGCGCCGACGCCCUGCACCACCAUCUCACGCAUCUCGAACUGCAGGUACGUCACUCAGUCUACCGACACAUACAGACGCAGGCGGGCGGCCGCGGGGCCGCGCUACUCGCCUCCGUCACGCACAACGCGCUCGACGAGAGCUGCGCCGACGCCCUGCACCACCAUCUCACGCAUCUCGAACUGCAGGUACGUCACUCAGUCUACCGACACAUACAGACGCAGGCGGGCGGCCGCGGGGCCGCGCUACUCGCCUCCGUCACGCACAACGCGCUCGACGAGAGCUGCGCCGACGCCCUGCACCACCAUCUCACGCAUCUCGAACUGCAGGUACGUCACUCAGUCUACCGACACAUACAGACGCAGGCGGGCGGCCGCGGGGCCGCGCUACUCGCCUCCGUCACGCACAACGCGCUCGACGAGAGCUGCGCCGACGCCCUGCACCACCAUCUCACGCAUCUCGAACUGCAGGUACGUCACUCAGUCUACCGACACAUACAGACGCAGGCGGGCGGCCGCGGGGCCGCGCUACUCGCCUCCGUCACGCACAACGCGCUCGACGAGAGCUGCGCCGACGCCCUGCACCACCAUCUCACGCAUCUCGAACUGCAGGUACGUCACUCAGUCUACCGACACAUACAGACGCAGGCGGGCGGCCGCGGGGCCGCGCUACUCGCCUCCGUCACGCACAACGCGCUCGACGAGAGCUGCGCCGACGCCCUGCACCACCAUCUCACGCAUCUCGAACUGCAGGUACGUCACUCAGUCUACCGACACAUACAGACGCAGGCGGGCGGCCGCGGGGCCGCGCUACUCGCCUCCGUCACGCACAACGCGCUCGACGAGAGCUGCGCCGACGCCCUGCACCACCAUCUCACGCAUCUCGAACUGCAGGUACGUCACUCAGUCUACCGACACAUACAGACGCAGGCGGGCGGCCGCGGGGCCGCGCUACUCGCCUCCGUCACGCACAACGCGCUCGACGAGAGCUGCGCCGACGCCCUGCACCACCAUCUCACGCAUCUCGAACUGCAGGUACGUCACUCAGUCUACCGACACAUACAGACGCAGGCGGGCGGCCGCGGGGCCGCGCUACUCGCCUCCGUCACGCACAACGCGCUCGACGAGAGCUGCGCCGACGCCCUGCACCACCAUCUCACGCAUCUCGAACUGCAGGUACGUCACUCAGUCUACCGACACAUACAGACGCAGGCGGGCGGCCGCGGGGCCGCGCUACUCGCCUCCGUCACGCACGGCGUACUAUUGGUGUAUUGGUUGAUUCGUGAUUUAGACUCGGAUUGGUUCUACGUGACUUUAUUUUAA
Spodoptera littoralis (African cotton leafworm) is the source of this 7520-nucleotide messenger RNA. Lineage: Eukaryota; Metazoa; Arthropoda; Insecta; Lepidoptera; Noctuidae. The record is from the annotation of a GenBank genome assembly.